Messenger RNA from Anopheles marshallii, 765 nucleotides. RefSeq names its product probable pseudouridine-5'-phosphatase. Lineage: Eukaryota; Metazoa; Arthropoda; Insecta; Diptera; Culicidae. The record is from RefSeq and is a predicted model, not a curated record. The coding region runs from base 22 to 765 and encodes 247 amino acids. Gene Ontology annotation, molecular function: phosphatase activity. The transcript has 3 exons.
AUAAAGCACGACGCAGCCACGAUGAGCCGGCUAUUCGGUAGUAGUAGUGGUUCGGUGCUCGGUACGGCCGGAAGCAAAAUGUCGACGUUCCGCAAAGUGACCCACUGUAUCUUCGACAUGGAUGGGCUGUUGCUCGACACGGAAAAUCUUUACACGCAGGUAACGCAAUCGAUCGCGGAACCGUACGGCAAAACGUACACGUGGGAGAUCAAGCAAACCAUCAUGGGCCUUCAGCGGGACGAAGCGGCCGAAGCGAUAGUGGCCGCGCUGGAACUUCCACUGACGCCUGCCGAGUACGUGCAGAUUUCGACCGAGCGCAUAAACCGCGUAAUGGAGCAGUGCCAGCUGAUGCCAGGCGCAGAACGGUUGGUGCGCCAUCUGCACAAACACAACGUACCUAUCGCCCUUGCCACCAGUUCCGGCGCCGAUUCGGUCGAAGUUAAGACAAAGAACCAUCGCGAACUGUUCGAGCUGUUCGGCCACAAGGUGAUGGGUUCGUCCGACGCGGAGGUGAAGGAAGGCAAACCGGCACCGGACAUCUUUCUGGUCGCAGCAGCCCGCUUCCAGGACCGUCCCGCACCCGACCAGUGCCUGGUGUUCGAGGAUGCACCGAACGGUGUGACGGCGGCCAUUGCGGCCGGUAUGCAGGCGGUGAUGGUGCCCGAUCCGCACAUCCAGGAAGAUCAGCGAAAGCACGCGACCGUAGUACUGAAAUCGUUGGAAGAAUUCCGCCCGGAACAGUUCGGACUGCCCGCUUUUACGUGA